Molecule: messenger RNA, 1312 nt
Organism: Arachis duranensis
Lineage: Eukaryota; Viridiplantae; Streptophyta; Magnoliopsida; Fabales; Fabaceae
Product: putative branched-chain-amino-acid aminotransferase 7
Exons: 8
Coding region: 81-1154 (357 amino acids)
Biological process (GO): branched-chain amino acid metabolic process
Molecular function (GO): branched-chain-amino-acid:2-oxoglutarate transaminase activity
Source: RefSeq, a predicted model, not a curated record
UAUUUGAUGCAUAUAUAUAAGGUCACUGCUACGAGGCAUGACAUAGUGUUGGUGAUUUCUUGUUGCAAGUUGAACACAAAAUGGAUCCUCCUCCUAUUCUAACAUCCUCUGAUUAUGCUGCUACCAGUAGUGCUGGUGAAGAAAGGCAUGCAGAAAUCAAGUGGGAUGAGAUUGGAUUCGGUAUAGUUUCAACUGACUUUAUGUAUGUCAUGAAAUGCUCAAAAGGAGAAGACUUUGGAGAUGGAAGCCUCAUUCCCUAUGGAAACAUAGAGCUCCCUCCAUCUGCUGGAAUCUUAAAUUAUGGACAGGGAGUGCUUGAAGGGCUAAAGGCAUACAGAACAAAAGAUGGGAGUAUAGUGCUAUUUAGACCAGAAGAGAAUGCAAGGCGCAUAAAGAUAGGAGCAGAGAGAAUGUGCAUGCCAUCUCCAUCAGUUGAACAAUUUGUUCAUGCAAUCAAGAAGACAGUAAUUGCAAACAAGCGUUGGGUACCUCCAUUUGGGCAAGGUUCACUUUAUAUUAGGCCAUUGCUUUUGGGAACAGGAAGUGUGUUAGGCUUGUCUCCAUCACCUGAAUACAUGCUUCUCAUAUAUACUACUCCUGUCAAGAGUUACCACAAGGGUCCAUUGAACUUGGUUAUUAAAGAUGAGCUCUAUAGAGCAAUUUCUGGCCCUGGAGGAACUGGAGGGAUCAAAAGCAUUACUAACUAUUCCCCAGCUUAUAAAGCAUUGAAUGAAGCAAGGGAAGAAGGGUUCUUUGAUAUAUUAUACUUAGAUGCAGCAACAGGAAAAUUUAUUGAAGAGGUCACCGGAUGCAACAUCUUUGUGGUCAAGGGUAAUAGCAUCACAACUCCAGAAGCAGUAGGAACUAUUCUUCCUGGAAUCACAAGAAAAAGCAUCAUUGACAUUGCCAUUGAUUUGGGUUAUCAGGUAGAGGAACGUGGUGUUCCAGUGGAAGAAUUGUUACAAGCUGAUGAAGUUUUCUGCACCGGAACUGCUGUGGUUAUCAACCCUGUUUUCUCUGUAACCUAUAAUAAAACAAAAGCCAAAUAUAAAACAGGAUCAGGAACAAUAUCUUCAAAAUUGUACGAGACACUAACUGGAAUUCAAACUGGACUUGUUCAAGACAUAAGAGGAUGGACACUCCAAGUUGAUUGAGCAGAGCAAGAAGCAUAUCUGUUAUUUUAUUUCCAAUGUAUCUUUUGAAAUACUACAUAAUGGAGCGUAGGUGAUGUAAUUUAUCUGGUUAUGCAAAUCUAGCAUCGUUACUGUUAUUAUUAUAACAAAACAAUAUAGCUUUUGGAAUUUUUUUUUAA